Molecule: messenger RNA, 1279 nt
Organism: Zingiber officinale
Lineage: Eukaryota; Viridiplantae; Streptophyta; Magnoliopsida; Zingiberales; Zingiberaceae
Product: transcription factor TCP14-like
Exons: 1
Coding region: 51-1166 (371 amino acids)
Cellular component (GO): nucleus
Molecular function (GO): DNA-binding transcription factor activity; sequence-specific DNA binding
Source: RefSeq, a predicted model, not a curated record
CGUCAUUUAUAUUCCGCUCCUGCUACGUGAACUCGAUAUCGAUCGAGCGCAUGGAUUCCGGCGAGCCGCCCCGGCGGACCAACUUCCUGCCGCUCCAGCUCCAGUUUCUCGAGAAGAAGGAGCUCGUCGACUCCUGCUCCACCUCUGCGGCGUCCUCGUUCCCGUCCCCGCUCGCCAUCUGCGCCGCCGCCGGGCGCGACGAGAACAGCAACGACGGUGCCGCGGAUAAUUCUCAGCCGGAGGAGGCCCCUCGGAGCAAGCCGCCCACGAAGCGGAGCUCCACCAAGGACCGCCACACGAAGGUGGACGGCCGAGGGCGGCGCAUCCGCAUGCCGGCGCUCUGCGCCGCCCGCGUCUUCCAGCUCACCCGCGAGCUCGGACACAAGUCCGACGGCGAGACCAUCGAGUGGCUCCUCCAGCAGGCUGAGCCGGCUGUGAUCGCCGCCACCGGAACCGGUACUAUCCCCGCCAAUUUCACCUCUCUCAACAUCUCCCUCCGCAGCUCCGGCUCCUCCUCCUUCUCCGCCCCCAACUCCUACUCCUCCGCCGCCGCGGCGCCUCUAUCCGGCUACCCCCUCGGUUUCCGAAGCGAGUGGGACUUCUCGGGGACGACGACGGCGUCUUCUUCCUCCUCCUCUGUUACUCCCUUGCUCCUCAGCUUCGGUACUUCCAGCGCUUUUAUCGAAUCCGCAGCACCGGUGAGCUCCGACACCGCCGACCUGGCCAACGCCAGGAAGCGGCGGUGGGAAGAAGAGUUAGUGCGCCGCCGCCGCCACCACCACGAACCACCACAGAACAUUAAUCAACCCAUGGCACAGCCUGGCAGAGUGUGGAUGGCCGUGGCAAACCCUAACAACCAACAACCCGCCAUCAUUACCACUAGCAUCACUAAUGCUGAUCAAUCACCGACAACUUGGUCAUUCCCAAACGUCGCCGCCGCCGCUUCCGCCUCCAGCGCCACCGCGGCCGUCUUCAGGGGAGCGCUCCCCGGCGGGCUUCAGUACUUCAUGAACUUCCCCCAGCCGCCCGCCGCCCCCGUGGCGGUGCUGCCGGCAGCUGCUCCGCAACACGGAGAGGGACACAUGGGGAUCCUGGCGGCGUUCAACGCCUACCGACCCCCGACGACCAACGCCUCCUCGCCGGCGUCUUCCCACCAGAGCCAGUGAACGAGUACGUACAUACUGCGAUCGCAUGCACGUAGUAGUAGAGUAUCAUUUAAUUUCUUCCCUGUCUAUUAAUUAAUUUGCGGCAUGCAAUUCUAUGGAGACCAUGCAUUUCA